This is a messenger RNA of Paraphaeosphaeria sporulosa, 1687 nucleotides long. Its product is annotated as thioredoxin-domain-containing protein. Gene Ontology annotation, molecular function: protein disulfide isomerase activity; protein-disulfide reductase activity. The record is from RefSeq and is a predicted model, not a curated record. Gene Ontology annotation, cellular component: endoplasmic reticulum lumen. Lineage: Eukaryota; Fungi; Ascomycota; Dothideomycetes; Pleosporales; Didymosphaeriaceae. Bases 102 to 1601 code for a protein of 499 amino acids. Gene Ontology annotation, biological process: response to endoplasmic reticulum stress. The transcript is spliced from 2 exons.
CAAAGAGCAUGAUGUGAGCCACCUCUACAUAAGUGCACUCCGGCUACCGAGCUGUGCAGCUCAAUUCCGCUCUUUCACACUCAACACGGUCGACUGCAACCAUGGUACGCUCUACCGCCAUUGCUGCCGCCGUCGCGGCACUUGCCCUCCAGGCCGACGCAGCGGGCCUUUACCCCAAGAGCUCCAAGGUGCUCCAGGUCACCACUGCCGACUACGACCGCCUGAUCGCAAAGUCCAACUACACCUCAAUCGUCGAAUUCUAUGCGCCAUGGUGCGGCCACUGCAAGAACCUUCAACCUGCCUACGAGAGGGCGGCCAAGUCCCUCGAGGGCAUCGCAAAGGUCGCCGCCGUCAACUGUGAUGAGGAGCUCAACAAGCCCUUGUGCGGCAAGAUGGGCGUCCAGGGCUUCCCUACCCUCAAGAUUGUGCGACCGGGAAAGAAACCUGGCAAACCCACGGUGGAGGACUACAACGGCCCGCGAGAGGCGAAGGGAAUCGUGGAGGUCGUUAAGGACAAAGUGCCGAACAACGUCAAGCGCGUGACGGACGCGAAGCUGGACGAGUGGCUGGACGAGAACAAGGACAGCGCAAAGGCCAUCCUGUUCAGCGAGAAGGGCGCAAUCAGCGCUACGUUGCGCACCCUAGCCAUCGACUUCGCCGGACUGGUACCUAUCGCACAGAUCAGGAAGACUGAGAGUGCCGCGGUCGAGAAGUACGGCAUCACCAAAUUCCCCGCCCUGGUUCUUCUGAAGGCUGGCUCGGACGAGCCCAUCAAGUACGACGGAGCCAUGGAGAAGGCAGGCAUGGUAGAGUUUCUCUCUCAAAUCGCCCCGCCGAACCCCGAUUGCCCUCCUGCCAAGGCGAAGAAGGACAACAAGAAGAAAGACAAGAAAGAUGCGAAAAAGGAAAGCAAGUUUUCCAAGGCUUCAGCCUCACACAAGUCCUCCGAGGCAUCUUCUGCUGCCACAUCAGCUGCAGACGAGACUCUUGAAGAGGCCAACAAGCCCACCGAGUCCCCCGAUGCAAGCCUCAAGGACGAGGAUACGCCCGAGCCAAUUGUUAUAUCUGAGGUCAAGCCCACGAUUCCUGUCAUCGCCGAUGCGUCUGGAUUGCAGGCCGCUUGUCUCAAUGAGAAGAGCAAGACCUGCAUCCUCGCCAUCCUGCCCAAGGACGAGUCUGCUGAGGCAGCCACAACCGCUCUUGCCUCCCUCGCUUCCAUCCACAAGAAGUACGACGACCUGAAGAGCACUCUGUUCCCAUUCAUCGGUGUCCCAUCCUCAAACCCGAUCGCGACUUCCCUUCUUAAGGAGCUCAGCCUCGGAAGCGACGACGAAGUCCACCUCGUCGCAACCAACGGCAAGCGUUCCUGGUACAAGAAGUACUCUGGCACUGCUUACGGCCCCAUUGAGGUAGAGUCGUGGGUUGAUGCUAUCCGCAUGGGCGACGGCAAAAAGGAGAAGCUCCCAGAGUCAUUACUAGCUGCUGCUGAAAAGGAACAAGUCAAAGAAGAGAAGGUCCCCGAGCAAGAACCUAUCAAGAUCGAGAUUGAGGAAGUCGUCGAAGAGCCCGAGGCUCCCAUCCCGGAGCACGGCGAGCUCUAGACGCGUGCGGUCUGUACAAUUCCUGGUUGAUUUUUUUUUAGCGGGUGCGUGUAAACUACAACAUAGUCUCUGAAUACAAAUGGUGC